Erythranthe guttata (spotted monkey flower) is the source of this 1708-nucleotide messenger RNA. It is a transcript of the gene BPM3, whose product is annotated as BTB/POZ/MATH-domains containing protein. Lineage: Eukaryota; Viridiplantae; Streptophyta; Magnoliopsida; Lamiales; Phrymaceae. The record is from RefSeq and is a predicted model, not a curated record. Gene Ontology annotation, molecular function: protein binding. Gene Ontology annotation, biological process: protein ubiquitination.
UACAUAGAAGUGAAAAGAACGUAACCCGCAAAAUCACACAUCAAACGCACCCUCCCUUUCCCCGUUUCCUUCUCCCGCUUCCCAUCUCAAUCGGAAAUCCCCUCUUUAAACCCUAACUGCUCGAAAUUUCCUCUUACAAUCCAUCAAUCGACGACGAAAUUCUUCACACCAACCCAAUUCCAUCGUCUGAUUCUCCCAAUUUCCGUCCAGAAAUCCGCAAAAUAUACGCAUUUUCUAGGGUUUUCAAAUAUUUUGAUUUCCCCAUAUCAAUGAGAUGAUCGUGAAUUGCAGCGAACCCAACAACGGCCUAGACUCGAGUUCGAGAUCGGUGAACGAGACGGUGAAUGGCUCGCAUCACUUCACCAUCCGCGGAUACUCUUUGGCAAAGGGCAUGGGUCCCGGGAAAUAUAUUGCCUCCGAUACUUUCAGCAUUGGGGGAUAUGAAUGGGCGAUUUACUUUUAUCCGGAUGGGAAAAACCCCGAGGAUUCUUCGAUGUACGUCUCGGUUUUUAUUGCCUUAGCUAGCGAGGGCACUGAUGUGAGGGCCCUGUUUGAGCUUACGCUUUCCCAUCAGAGUGGGAAGGGGAAGCAUCCCCUGCAUAGUCAUUUUGAUCGGGCGCUUGAGAGUGGGCCGUAUACCCUUAAGUACAGGGGAAGCAUGUGGGGUUAUAAACGAUUUUUCAGAAGGACUUCUCUAGAAACUUCUGAUUUUCUAAAGGACGAUUGUCUAUCCAUGCAUUGUACCGUUGGAGUUGUUCGAACUCGUGUUGAGGGACCAAAAUCAUACAGUGUCAUCGUCCCCCCAUCAGAUAUGGGUCAAAGUCUCAAAUAUUUGUUGGAUUCUGAAACUGGGUGUGAUAUAACUUUCCAAGUCGGGGAAGAAUCAUUCAGGGCUCACAAGUUAAUUCUUGCAGCUCGUUCUCCUGUCUUUAGAGCCCAAUUUUUCGGGCUUGUUGGAAAUCCUAAUAGCGACAAAGUGGAAAUUGAGGAUGUUGAACCUUUCAUAUUCAAGGCUUUGCUCCAGUUUAUCUACUCUGACGAACUUCCCAGUUUUGAUGAAAUAAUGGACUCAACAACUACACCUUCUGCAAUAAUGAUGCAACAUCUAUUGGCUGCUGCCGACCGCUUUGGUUUAGAUAGGUUGAAACAAUUAUGUGAAGUGAAACUAUGUGAAGAGGUCAAUGCUGAAACAGUGGCAACAACUCUUUCCCUUGCGGAGCAGCAUCGCUGCCCACAGCUCAAGGCCAUAUGUUUAAAAUUUGCUGCAACAAACUUGGGAGGUGCGUGUAGUCCGUAGAUCUGAGCGGUGCAAUGUUUUCAGUGGUCAUGCAGUCAGAAGGGUUCCGACACUUGGAAGAGAGCUGUCCCUCACUGUUGUCAGAACUGCUGGAAACAGUUGCAUCCGUGGACGAGAAGCCGAAUAGUGUGUCUGGUAAUAAUAAGAAAAGGAGUGGCAGCAGUAUUUUUGGGCUUGACCUGGCGGCAGAUGGUGUGGCAGAAUCCGUGAAUCCUAACGGCCGGCGUCUGAGGAGGCGGGCUUAGUAUUCUUUUGAACUACUUGUUUAUAAUAGUAGAGUCUCUAGCUCUAUCUCUAUCUCUAUCUCUGGCAUUUUCAUCAGUGAAAAACUAUAAACACUCUAAUUAAUGCUUUCUUUCAUGACAUUUGUUACUACUAUGUUUCUAAUAUCUGCAUUUCUUUUCUUGUCCA